AUGGACAAAGUGGAGCGAGUGAUGAAGAUGGUGAAGAGGAUGUCGCCGAGGAAGAAGAGGAGAGAAGGAGGAGGAGGAAGAGGAAUAGGAGUACCGGGCGAUCUGGAGAGCCCGGACACCCUGUGUGACGAACUCUGCCGCUUCAGCCUCUGCAUGAGCGAUGACGGGCCAUAUGGAAAAACAAAGGAUAUCUCUGGACCUGAACACACCAUGGCCUCAAGAAGACACAGUAUACCAGAAGCUCUGCGGGGGGUGACCAUGGUGGAGCUGGUGAAGAAAGAAGGCAGCACACUGGGCCUCACCAUCUCAGGAGGUACCGACAAGGACGGGAAACCACGGGUAUCGAACCUACGGCCAGGAGGACUUGCGGCUAGGAGUGACCAGCUAAAUGUCGGUGACUACAUCAAGUCAGUGAACGGCAUCAAUCUGACCAAACUACGCCAUGAAGAGAUCAUCAGCUUACUGAAGAACGUAGGAGAGAGAGUUCUCCUGGAGGUGGAGUACGAGCUGCCCCCAACGGCACCAGACAGCACCUCAGGGGUUAUCUCAAAGACAAUCGACAUCUGUUUGCACAAAGAGGGGAACAGCUUUGGUUUCGUCAUGAGAGGUGGCACCCAUGAGGACUGGCACAAGUCACGCCCCCUAGUGGUCACCUACGUGAGGCCAGGAGGCCCUGCAGACAGAGAGGGCACGCUGCGUCCUGGUGAUCGUCUCCUCAGCGUGGACGGCGUGCCGCUGCACAACGCCAACCACAGCGACGCCCUCAGUGUGUUGGCUCAGUGUGGACAAGAAGCCCUGUUCCAGAUAGAGUACGACGUCACUAUCAUGGACACAGUGACGAACGCCUCCGGUCCAUUAUUGGUAGAAAUUGCCAAGACUCCAGGAGCAACGCUGGGUAUCACGCUCACAUCAGCCAGUCAUCGAAACAAGCAGGUCAUUGUCAUCGACCGAGUUAAACCUGGCAGCGUGGUGGACAGAUGUGGAGCGUUGCAUGCCGGAGAUCACCUGCUGUCCAUAGACGGCACAUCGACAGAACACUGCACAGUCCUGGAGGCGACGCAGCUACUAGCGAGCACAACAGAACUAGUCAAAUUGGAAAUACUCCCAUCCCACCAAACAAGGCUAACUGGGAAGCAGCACGACACUGCCUUGGUGUCGGCCAGUUUCUCUCCCGGGUCUACGACCACGUCGGGCCCCAGCAGCCAGAGCUCCAGCACGCUGCCCAGGCCUACAGUUCCCAUGAGUCCAAGAAACUCGCUGCUCAAACGAAGACAGAGAAAGAAAGAACACAAAAGCUCCUUGUCCCUUGCAUCCAGUUCGGUGGGUCCAGGCGGUCAGGUGGUUCACGUAGAGACCAGUGAGGUCAUCCUAACAGGUGACCCGCUUAAUGGCUUCGGUGUCCAGCUGCAAGGAGGCAUAUUUGCCACCGAAACACUAUCUGCACCCCCGCUCAUCAGAUUCAUAGAGCCCGACAGCUCUGCAGAGAGGUGUGGCCUGCUGCAGGUUGGAGACCGCCUCCUGUCAAUCAACGGUAUCCCAACAGAAGACGGCACACUGGAGGAGGCCAAUCAGCUUCUCCGAGACGCUGCGCUGACCAAUAAGGUCUCACUGGAUAUAGAGUUCGAUGUAGCAGAGUCAGUGGUGCCUAGCAGUGGUACUUUCCAUGUCAAACUGCCGAAGAAAAGAGGAGUGGAGCUCGGGCUCACCAUUAGUGCCAGUAAGAAGCAAGGAGAACCCCUCAUCAUUUCUGACAUCAAGAAGGGCAGCAUGGCUCACAGAACAGGAACAUUAGAGCCUGGUGAUAAGCUGUUGGCCAUCGACAACAUCAGACUGGAGAACUGCUCCAAAGACGACGCGGAGCAGAUCCUCCAGCAGUGUGAGGAGCUGGUCAAACUAAAGAUCCGCAAAGAUGAGGACAACUCAGAUGAGCAGGAGACGUCGGGCAGCAUCAUCUACACAGUGGAGCUGAAGCGGUACGGAGGCCCUCUGGGUAUCACCAUCUCAGGCACCGAGGAGCCUUUUGACCCCAUCACUAUAUCUGGCCUAACCAAGAGAGGCCUGGCCGAGAGGACAGGGGCUAUUCAUGUAGGGGAUAGGAUUUUGGCCAUUAACAGCGUCAGUCUUAAAGGAAAGCCUCUGAGUGAAGCCAUCCACCUGCUGCAGAUGGCUGGAGAGACGGUCACCCUCAAGAUAAAAAAACAGCUCGACGAUGCGGAGGAGAGGAAAGCAGCAGAGGCAGAGGACACGACAGAGAACGAGCUCAGUGACCCUGAUGAGGAUGAUUUGACGGACAGCCAGCAGACCAAUAAGCUCUCAGAGCUUUACUCCACAACCAUACCCAGUGUCGACUCCGCCAUGGAGUCAUGGGACGGCUCAGGGAUGGACGCCGGCUAUGGCAGCCAGGGCACCUACAGCCACCAGGCAGCUGGUAUUGCCCUGCACCCUCAUGAGUGGCGUAGCGCUAAGCAACAACGCAGCACCACGCCUCCUCCACGCCGGAAGAACUACCCCUUCAGUGACGGAGGCUUCAGUGAGGAUGACUGGGACAAACCACCAGGAUUUAUCGGCCAACCACCAGACGGUAUUCUGUUGGAUCCAGAAGACAGUUUCUGGUGUCAGGCGUUGGAGGACUUGGAGACCUGCGGCCAAUCAGAACUGCUCAGAGAGAUCGAGGCAUCCAUUAUGACAGGCACAGCUAUCAGUCUGGGAGUAGACGGUGUCAGCAAGCCUCCAGCUGAGCCCAUACUGAGCCACAACAGGAUGAGCCCGUUGCGGAGAAAUUCCCUCCUGCACCAGGGAAACCUGCUCCACCAGGGUACACACCUCCACGAGGAGGUCAACCUGCAUGAGGAGGCCCAACUCCACCAUGACGCCCACCUGCACCAGGAGGCCCAUUUCAACCAGGACGCCCACAUGCACCAGGGAGUCCACAUCCUCCAAGAGAACCAGUCCCCUCUUAUGCACCACGAUCCCAAACCCAAGGCGUCGUUGAGAGUGUCGGAGAGGACGUGGGAGUCUCGUCGAAUUAAAGAGGAGAUGCAGGGGAUUUUGUCUCCAACACCUCUGGAGCUGCACAAAGUAACUGUGAUAAAGGACCCAGAAAGUGAUGACUUUGGCUUCAGUGUGUCAGAUGGCUUCUUAGAGAAAGGAGUUUACGUCAACAUGAUCCGACCUGAUGGACCAGCUGACAGAGCCGGGCUCAAACCCUACGACAGGAUCCUGCAGGUGAACCAUGUAAGGACAAGGGACUUUGACUGCUGCCUGGCGGUGCCUCUGAUCACAGAAGCCGGAGACAGACUGGAGCUGGUCAUCAGCCGCAACCCACUGGCCAUCAAUGACACAGAGGACAAUAACAACACCUUAGAUCACCCGCUAGACCUGUAA
Messenger RNA from Scomber japonicus (chub mackerel), 3384 nucleotides. RefSeq names its product glutamate receptor-interacting protein 2-like. Gene Ontology annotation, biological process: neurotransmitter receptor transport, endosome to postsynaptic membrane. Gene Ontology annotation, molecular function: protein binding. Lineage: Eukaryota; Metazoa; Chordata; Actinopteri; Scombriformes; Scombridae. The record is from RefSeq and is a predicted model, not a curated record.